Messenger RNA from Ylistrum balloti, 1178 nucleotides. RefSeq lists its product as uncharacterized. NCBI's taxonomy places the organism in Eukaryota, Metazoa, Mollusca, Bivalvia, Pectinida, Pectinidae. The record is from RefSeq and is a predicted model, not a curated record. The coding region runs from base 51 to 1040 and encodes 329 amino acids. The transcript is spliced from 2 exons. Gene Ontology annotation, molecular function: dioxygenase activity.
CAUCCUGUACACUGGUACGUUUUAUCCGCCGACAACGAUAAACAAGAAAAAUGGCCGAGAAGUAUCAGUUACCUGUGAUCGAUUUGGCGAAAGCGAAAACCAACAGACAGGAAUUAGCCGAGAUUGUCGUGGAUGCCCUUGAAAACACUGGCUUUCUGUUUAUUGACAAUGCUGAAGGUAUUGACUUUGAUAAAUUGUACAUGUGUUGUCAAUGGUUCUUUACACAACCAGACGAAACAAAAAGAGGUUUGCUUAGGAAAUUUUGGAAUUCCGAAAACUCCAACAUUUAUCGCGGAUAUUUUCCUGUGGGGAAAGAUGAGCCCAGUAGAAAGGAAGGGUUUGAGUUUGGAAAAGACAUCGAUCCGAAUGAUCCCGAGGUUGCACCCGGGAACUGGUUCUAUGAACCAUCAGUAUGGCCGAAAGAAGAUGGCAGCUUUCCUUUCAAAGCAUUCCUAUUGGACACCUACGAGGCCAUGCACCUUGUGUCUCUAGAGAUUUUAAAACUUGCGUCAAUCGGUCUAGGAAUCGACGAGAUGUCUUUUGAUGAUAUGUUUUCUAAACGGCCAUGCUCCACUUUUCGUUUAAUCCACUAUCCACCUUGGGAAGGCAAUCCCCCAACAAAUGCUCGCAUCGAAGAUGGGAAAGUUGUGACGACCCCCGAUCACACAGACUCUAACUUUCUAACACUCCUGACUACAUUUCAAUUCAAAGGUUUAGAGGUUCUCACUACAGAAGGAAAGUGGGCGGAGAUUGAGCCCCGUCCAAAGACUCUCAUCAUGAACAUAGGGGAUGUCUUUUCGCGCAUGAUGGGUAGUCGCUUCAAAGCAACACGACAUCGGGUAAUCGAUAUCGGAAUUGAUCGAUUUUCCGUUCCGUUUUUCCUGGAGCCACAAUAUGAGGGUGAUAUUGGUGUGAACUUCAUGACCAAGGCCACUGGAGAGGGGGAGGAACAUAUUGCAGAGAAAUACGGUCCAUGGGCAAUCUACCAAAUGAAGCAUUUAAAGAAGUAUUUUGAGUACAGAACAUUGCCUGAAUUUUGACUUAUUUAAUAACCAGACUGUCCUCAGUGUGAGAUGUUUGAUUAUAUAAGGACAUCACCAGACUGUCCUCAGUGUGUGAGAUAUUUGAUUAUAUAAGGACAUCACCAGACUGUCCUCAGUGUGUGAGAUAUUUGAUUA